AUGUCCAGCGCUGAGGAUACAUUUAUUUACGACUCUGGUAUAGAAAUGUCUCACGAUGAAAUGGAGGCAUUAGCUGACGCGCUACCCACAAUGUCAAAAUCCAGUCAAGCAACAAAUUAUGCAGAAUUGGGUGAAAGUAAAGAUUCGUUUGGUAACGAAUACCGUGUAAUCUUGAAAUGCAGCAAAUACGAUGGGUUGAAAAUAUGUAAAAUGAAAAAACCCAAUCACCUGUUGAUUUCUCACAGACCCAAGACGACGAUAUCGAGGAUCCAGAACCCCUCUACAGCUACCCCAACCACAUCGAAUGAAUGUUGGUCGGAAUGUUUUGAUAAAUUUUAUAUAAAUAAGAACGAUUGGAAAAAAAUUGCCAAUAUUAUUUGUGAUUUCUGUUGCGACGCAUAUAGUGUUUUAAAUUCUUCAUCCCCAGCAGGUAUUGACGUAAUACCACCAACCCCCCUGCCUACAACACCUGUGGAACAAAAGCAGUUGGAGCCAGCAAAAAAGCAAAAGUACAACAAUACCAAAAGUGGUGAGGCGAAGAAGAAGAAAACCAAAGUUCUACAGAUGGAUGAGGAAGCGACUAGUGAGGUGAGAGUACAAUUUAAUACACCACAAGAAUUAUGUUGUGCUACAAAAAUUAUGUUAGCAUUUAUGUGCAAAUAUAAGAAGGGUUGUGAAGAAACAAUUGCGCAAUUUGGAAAUGUAAUGAAUGAACAGUUUCCCUACCCCUACAAGGAUUUUUUGGGUUGGUCCGAUUAUAUUGAAAUGAGUAGUUCAAAGAUAAACAACAAAUAUUGACUUGAAAUUUUUUUUCAGCAAAAUCAAGUAAUUGCAGCCAUUGUUACACUUAUGCCCACAGAGAACUCGGCGGUUAAAACAGUCUUAGCGCGUAACGAUGAUUUAAAAUUAAUCUAUAAUUAUGAUAACUACAUAGGGUUUGUAUAGUCAAAUGAAAAAGUAGUCAACUAUUACUACCAUUGUGUAAAUAAAAGUAAAGUGUAAAUUUUUAUCUUUUUAUAGUGAUGCUGAAAAAAGCAAGUAAUGACUUUGAACUUAUUAAAAAAGCUGCAAGAUUAUUAAAAGGUGAAACAUUAACUAAGGAACAAAAGAACUUAUAUACAUUGCAUGCUAAAAAAAUACAUAGAAUAAAACGUUUAAAAAUUCGUGUGUAUAACAAAAAUGAACAAUGGAGUAUUGAUUUAGCAGACUUGAAUGAAUUAUCGGGUUAUAAUAAUCAAUAUCGUUAUAUCCUUGUGUGUGUUGAUGUGGCAAUGCGUUACACUUUUGUAAAAAUGCUAAAAACAAAAUCUGGCAAAAAUGUUUGUGCUAAAUUUGAAGAAAUUAUUCAUGAAAACGGACCUCCCAAAAAAAUACAAGCAGACGAAGUUACAGAAUUUAAUGAUAUAAAAAAAACUGGCACCAAAAUAAUAAUUUAA
Paramuricea clavata is the source of this 1436-nucleotide messenger RNA. NCBI's taxonomy places the organism in Eukaryota, Metazoa, Cnidaria, Anthozoa, Malacalcyonacea, Plexauridae. The record is from the annotation of a GenBank genome assembly.